Molecule: messenger RNA, 4184 nt
Organism: Fusarium odoratissimum NRRL 54006
Lineage: Eukaryota; Fungi; Ascomycota; Sordariomycetes; Hypocreales; Nectriaceae
Exons: 3
Coding region: 820-2460 (546 amino acids)
Biological process (GO): regulation of cyclin-dependent protein serine/threonine kinase activity; mitotic cell cycle phase transition
Cellular component (GO): cyclin-dependent protein kinase holoenzyme complex; cytoplasm; centrosome
Molecular function (GO): cyclin-dependent protein serine/threonine kinase regulator activity
Source: RefSeq, a predicted model, not a curated record
CAAACAAACAAAAUCUCAUCUCAAGCAAUAAGUGGGUACAGCGGGGGCCAGCACUCCAAUCAAGUCACAGCUUCUGCUAGCACUGGCAAGGCAUGAGGCUUCCACAACCAUUUACGUUGUCCCGUUGCCCGUUGCACAGUUACGAACAGGAUGUGGAUGGAUGUGCAUGCUCUCCUCAGACCCAGCUCUUCGGAGGUACCUUUAUUAUUCCAUCAUCGCCGCAUUCUCAUCUGUCUUUGUUUUGCACCCUUUCAUUCCCAUUUUCCCUCCAACGCCCUGAGCAUUUUGAGCUUCUAGUGCUGCCAUCAUCACCGCUGAUCUCAACGAGCAUCAGCUCAGUUCUACCAGGGCUAAUCUCCCCGUCCAAUGCCCCCCUGCGCGCCCGGGCCCCUAAUCUCACGAACACCCACCAGUCCAAAGCUAUCGCCUGCUGCUGCUGCUUUUGUUCCUGCUGAGAAAUAAAAACAACAACAACCAAACACGCCUUGUUCACCAAGCUUCCCUCCCCGGCUUCCUCAUCGUUCAAUGUCCGACGCAGCCUGAGAUAGCAUCCUAAAAAUACUGCGCGCAGUAGUCGAUACCGAGAAUUCAAGGGAAGAGUCAACACGGCCUAGCACUGCAAGCCACCCGUCGCCUGCCAACUCCCAUCGCAACCGUAAUUGCAGCAUCUUAGAUGAUAAAUCAACGCGCCGACUUCAAACACCAAAACAUCCUUUCAGCAUCCGUACGCGAUCUUCACCACCAGCAUCCUAUUAAUCGCGUUUUUACCACAUCAAACAACCUUUUUCAUCCACACAAUCCUCAGUUUUGAACCUCACUAUGGACGCCAGGCCUUUCCGACCGCGUGGCGCAGAAAACGCACCCCAUCUUGAACAAUCAAACAAGUCUUCAGGAAAUCUGGCAAUGGCCAACACAAACACAGCAGCUGGUUUCCGCGGCCCAGCGAAGCGAGCCGCCUUCGGUGAUAUGACCAAUGUUAGCAAGCAGGCUGUAUACACUCGCGAUGAAGGCAAAUCGAUGAAGAUUUACGCUUCGAAAGGUGUGAACAACAACCACGGCGGCGCGCCUCUAAACAAGGAGAACACUGUCUAUAACAAAGAUUCUUUCUCUCGUCCAGCGCAAAGGCUACCCAACAUCUCGUCGACACGAACCGUCCUAGAAAAUAAGUCAUCUGACGCGAAUAAGAAGACAUCGCGUAACAACGUUCAAGAAACGUACGUCAGGAAAGAUACCCACAAUGCCACCAAGGCUCCUGCUCUGUCAACUCAGAAUGCCCCUGCUCUUCAGCCACGCCACUAUAAGAGCCAACCUCAGCUCAAACCUCAGCAACAACAAGCUAGUCUGCGUCGCACCCAAAGCAAGCAGCUGGAAAAGAUAGUGCCAAAAGCGGAUGUUGAGCUCGGCUCUAAAUCCUCUAACCCUGUUGUAAUGUCGCUGCAGGAGGCUGAUUAUCCCUACGACCAAGGCGCCUACCUCGAUUCUAUGUAUCUUCCCAUCGAGACCGGUGUCGACCUGGAUAUGCUUCAGAAGGAGGAAUAUCCCGAGUCACACAUCAAGCUGCCUGAGAUAUCCGAGGAAGAACCCAUUGUUCCCAUCCCUUAUGACCCAUCUGUCCCUGCCAUGUCAGAACCUGAAGAGUGCUGGGAGGAAGCUGAUGACGAGGACUUUGAUGACCAAGACCAAGCAUACACAACAGCGCACUCAGUUCGCUCACGGGAUAUGACUGCUGGAGGUGCUACAGAAAUUGUUCCACUGCCUCGUAUGACAGCUCGCGUUCAACGCGAACUUGAGGAUGCACGUGAAGAGGUGGAGCGCACUCGCACACAAGACGAGGUUGAAGAAGAGCUUUGGGAUGUCAGCAUGGUUGCCGAGUAUGGUGACGAGAUUUUCGAGUAUAUGCGCGAGCUUGAGAUCAAAAUGCUUCCUAACGCGCACUACAUGGAUAACCAAACCGAGAUUCAGUGGUCAAUGCGAUCAGUCCUAAUGGACUGGCUUGUACAGGUUCACAACCGAUUUGGUCUCUUGCCUGAGACGCUUUUCCUGACAGUUAACUACAUCGACCGUUUCCUUUCCCAAAAGAUCGUCUCAAUUGGCAAGCUCCAACUUGUCGGUGCCACCGCAAUCUUGGUAGCCUCCAAGUACGAAGAGAUUAACUGUCCUUCUUUGGGUGAGAUCGUUUACAUGGUUGACAAUGGUUACACUGCCGACGAGGUCCUGAAGGCCGAGCGUUUCAUGCUUAGUAUGCUGAGCUUCGAGCUGGGUUGGCCGGGGCCCAUGAGCUUCUUGCGACGUGUUAGCAAAGCUGAUGACUAUGAUCUUGAGACCCGAACUCUGGCCAAGUACUUCCUGGAAUUGACCAUCAUGGACGAGCGUUUCGUAGCAUCCCCCCCUAGCUUCCUGGCUGCGGGUGCACAUUGUCUUUCUCGACUCAUUCUCAAGAAGGGUGACUGGGUAAGUUAGAGUUACGACUAUGCUUAUAGAUUACACAGGCUAACUUGCAAUGCAGACUAAGCAACAUGUCUUCUACUCGGGCUAUACCUGGAGUCAGUUGAAGAACUUGGUGACGAUGAUGAUUGAAUGCUGUGAUCGUCCGGACCAACACCAUGCCGCCGUCUUUGAAAAGUAUACGGACCGCCGGUAUAAGGGAGCGUCUUUGUUAGUGCAAGAAGCUCUCGAUACUGGCUUCACUCUUCCUCACCAGCUAUCUCCCGUUCGCCGAGAGCUUCAAGGAUAUCGCGAAGGCAGUGCCGAGUUGUCCAUUGCGCAGCCCCAACUCAUUCCCAUUGAAGGAUAAGAAGCCAUCAUGACCCGGUUGGCACAUGCUUGUGGCGGGUCCUUUCUGGUACAUGGCGCCCGCCAACUUAUCGCCAUUUCUUCUCUUCUCCAGCCUGGCGCCGAGCAUUGCGACCUGCCACACCGGCGAUUGAGAUGUUUUGACUGUUGUUGUCGUUGCGUCGGUACUUGACCGGACCGGGGUAUCUUUACUACUUCAUCCGGACCGGAAUAGCAGGUGCGGCCAGCUCCCGGACAAGCCCUAAUUACCUACCCCAGACUUUGUCUCGACACAGGCUACGGCUAUUUUCGCUCUUGGCCGGGCUUUUUUUCUUGCCCUAAUCUCGUUCUUAAAGACGGUGGUUCUUUUUGACAUGAACUCUUUACUAAUACCCGGCCGGGGCUGGGCACAACAUAACAAUUUAAUAUGAGCGGCGACACUCCCCACAUGCUACCCCCCUGGACUCCUCUUCUCCAUCAUUCGCCUUGCCUCAACCCCAGACUCUCGAGCUUGUAAGGAGAGGAAAGCAGUGGAGCGAAAGGUACAAAUACUGUAUAACGACUCUGGAUGACUGUUACGAAUAUCACGAUUGUGCGACUGCGAUUAUAUCAUCUUUUAUUGCCUAUUUGGCUGGUUUAAUACAUUUUCGGAAUUCGGCGUUGCGGGAACGGUCUCUUCCACCACCAACUUACAUACAUGCGACUGCAUAUAUGGAAUUGUAAGUGGGAUAUGGACUAGGGACGAAGGCGUAUGGAGGAUUCUUCAGGGACCGUUGGGGGAGGCUGGACUUUUGAGUGGUGGAGGGCUCGCGACCUCAAGCAGAAUGGAGUCGACCAUAGACCAGAGCAAGUGGGAUGGAGAUACAAUCAGCCAUGAUCACCACUGCCACCAUCGCCAGUAACCCCAUAGGCCCCCAGUUUGCAUUUACAGUAGCAUAUAGAUUAGUAGAGGCUCUGGACGCGUGUAUGGUAUCUAAUCCUCAAUUCUCUUGUUUCAAUAUUGUCACCUGAUGUUCCUUGUGCCAUUUAGUAUAUCAGACCAGUGGGCGCUUUGUCUUUGCUGCUUCAGUCCGGGACUGGGGCAUGUCUUUAUCAUGUUGAGAGGUUCUUCAACAGAGAUGCAUACUUUCAUAUCUAGUAUUUUGCAAGGCGGGUUCUAUCUCCUAUAAUGUAUGGCUUUCACUUGCCGGUUGUCUUGUAUAAAUACCGAGAUAGAAAAACGUUGUGUUUUGCACUUGCCGUGCAAUGCAUCUUGCAGGUCGUUUAAAUCAGACAAGAUAUGUUCAUAUCACACGACUUGCCAUCCACGCAAGUUAUAUCAUGUUGGGAGAUCUAUGUAUACAGGACUAAAAAACAAGAUCACGAAACCUGUCGCUAACUUUAAUCAUAUCGAGGGGGAAUAUAUUAAGGGC